AUGCAUCAAUACCCUCGACCGCCACCUCUCACAGCCUCCCCCGCAACCUCUGAGCAAACGAACCCCAGCCGCACAAAUAACCCAAGAGAUCGAGACGUUCAGGCUCUCAGAACGACCUCUCCUCUCACCCAAGGCUCCGGUUCUUCGGAGGACUUUGCUUCUACCCGUCAAGAUCAACCUGCGGACAACCCCGGCGUCCAAAUGCAGAGGCUCAACCAAGUCAUCCAGAACUUCCACACCAAGUCUGCCUUGAUCAUCCUGCAGUCUCGGGUCGAAUUGGCUCCGGCGUACUCUCAGAAGACAAACGACAAGAGGGUGAACCGGUGGUUCAACAUUGACAUCGAGGAGACGGAUGAGUACAAAGAUGACAUCAAGAGGUGGAAGACUUGUGAUGUCGAAUACAACAGACCUCCUCCGUUGGUCAUAGAGGUUUUCUUGAGCACCGAGUCCUUGCAGCAAGGUCAGCGGUUAGUCAUUGUGGACGACGAUGGGAAGAGGUGGGAUGUCAUGAACACGUUGAUGUCGGCCGGCAGUGCUUCGCGUGGAAGUCAGCGUCGAAUGGCAGACAUUGACGAAGUGAUCCUCGAGCGAUGGACCAUCGAACUCGGCGAACCGGCAGCUCCCAUUCCUCCGGACCUAGCCAUGGUGCUGCCACUGGUCUACAAAAAGAGCAUCGUUUUCUUCAGAUCUCUCUACACCUACAGCAAUUUCCUGCCCGCUUGGAAACUGUCAAGAAAGAUUGGCAAAGGACGCUCCCAUAUGGCCUUGAAGCUGGGCUAUAGAUUGAUCGACGGCUCUCGAAUGCGGAGCUUGUCUCGCUCCGACAAUCUAGGCACGCGACUCUUCGACAGCAACUCGGGCGUCUUGUUGUCCUACGAUUUUGGCGUCACAGAUUCACCUGCUGGGCCGUUUUCAGUCAAGGUUGAUUAUCGCCAGAAUUGUGAUUUCCGGAUAGACGACUCCGAGGAGCUGUUAAGCUCUCGAUUCUUGGGGGCGGACGACGAGUUAUUCCGGCCAUCAUUACCUAGUGAGAAAGCGCCGAGGGCAGAGAUCGGAUCUCUACCUGCAGAUCGACGACAGAGGUUAUUGGAACAGGCAGAGUUAGGUCACGCAUAUGGGAGCCUAACAAGCUUCCACCAAGCAGGUAUUGCUACAGGGACCGAUCCUAUCUCGGCUUUGCGAAACGCUCAAGAUUUCAAUGCAAGCUCUCCUCCUACUACAGAACCAGCCAGGCCAGCUGUGCCCUCACAUUCAGCUGGCCAGAGCUCGCGAAACUCUCUCAGAGCUGUAGCAGCUAAUCGACGCAGUUCAACCUCAUUUCCUGUCCAACCAUUCAAGACACCCACUUUGUCAGCAUCUCCUCUUGGCGUCUCUCCUAUGGCCAGUUCGCCGAGAACUCAUUCUGCUCGGCUCCCCGUCCUAGGCUCCUUGACGGAAGAAGGCAUUCCUCCACCCGCAGCGGCUCCUGUUACUUUGGCCGGGCGACGAGCUGGAUCUCUCGCCUCGGACAAUGCCAUUGCCUCCUCGACCUCGAGUUCUCCCAAACCUGCUCCAGUUACGCGAUACAGCAGUAGUUUCAGCCACAGGCGAGCACGGCUUUCCUCAGGAGGUACAACCAUACGAACAGACGAAGAUCAGACAAGCAGUGGAAGAGGAAGUGCGACGUCGUCUGCACAGCCUGGUUCGGGAUUGAUGACAGAGGGAGCUACAGGAGGUGGGAGCUCAGGCUCGAUGGCAGAUGACGACGGUGAGAACAUCUCCAGUUUCUUGAAGAUGCUGGAGCUGCAAAAAGAUCUCCUUACACCGACAACCCCCACUGCUGCCGAAGCAAACACGAGGAGAACCGCUGCUGCUCUGAAUCGAUAUCACAGAAUGCGAGAUUCCAAUACUGCGCUGUCGGAUUCUAUGUCUUCAUCAUUAAUGUUGCAGAGAUCAUCCGCUUCUUCCAGUCGACAAAUGUCUGGAGUGCCUCCUAUGGUGGCGGGAACUUCGAUCUCAACCUCGUCCUCUCCUGGAAAGCCAAUAUCUCCUCAUACGCCGCACACGCCGUUCGCUCCGUCUCGACUUAGUGCUGCUUACAGUCACGAUGACACUGACGAGCCCCAUCGUCUGGCCCCCGAAGAACCACCUUCACCCUCUGAAGCUGCAACAGAGGAGACUGCACACGCUCAGUCAACCUCCAAUGUACCUGCCAUUGAUAUUCCCAACUCUCCCAGACCUUUUACGUCAUACCAGCGUUCAAGUUCUGCUCAGCGUAGACCAUUGAGCUCAGACGAGGAUAUUGGUGAUCUCUAUGGGAUGCGAAGUGCCAGCAUGGGAGCUGAUCGUCGGGGUCAUCGCCGGGAGUCUGCUCAGGAUCAUGCUGAUGGAGCUGUCGGCGGCGGACAGGGAUCAUUACGACCAACGUCCAUCGGUUCACCUCGACGAUCGUCCCAAGUUCACCGGCAUUCUGCCCUUGCAACGGCCAUGACAAACGAUGACGGCGCUUCUGAUUCUGCCUCGGGACGGUCCUCUGCUAAUAUUUCCCGUCAUCAGAUGGCCAGCAGAAAUGGGCUCGGACGACGAGUCACACCGCCUCAAGGAUCUACGUCAAGUAUGGGUGGAACACGAGCUAGCAUUGACCCCGGAGGCAGCAGUGGCAGCGUACCGUGGCGAGGUAGAAGUAGUGGGAGUCGACCCGAAAACCGCUUCGACGAUGACGAUCUUUUGCCUUUUGCAAUGGAAAAGAGCGAUUUCAAUACGGCCGGGAGAGCUGAUGGUGUCAAUGAGGGAAGCUGA
Molecule: messenger RNA, 2778 nt
Organism: Fonsecaea multimorphosa CBS 102226
Lineage: Eukaryota; Fungi; Ascomycota; Eurotiomycetes; Chaetothyriales; Herpotrichiellaceae
Exons: 1
Coding region: 1-2778 (925 amino acids)
Biological process (GO): piecemeal microautophagy of the nucleus; mitophagy; protein localization to phagophore assembly site
Cellular component (GO): cytosol; Atg1/ULK1 kinase complex; extrinsic component of membrane
Source: RefSeq, a predicted model, not a curated record